This is a messenger RNA of Acanthaster planci (crown-of-thorns starfish), 1634 nucleotides long. Its product is annotated as carbonyl reductase [NADPH] 3-like. The record is from RefSeq and is a predicted model, not a curated record. NCBI's taxonomy places the organism in Eukaryota, Metazoa, Echinodermata, Asteroidea, Valvatida, Acanthasteridae. Gene Ontology annotation, molecular function: carbonyl reductase (NADPH) activity.
GCAAUUUUUGUGCAGCGCACUUACACUCUGUACUGCGUACGAUACUGCUACACGCGUAACUGAGCUGAGAGUGAGCGGCAGUUUCGACGAUUACAUGUUCUUAUCCGUAACAUCGCUGUCACUGUCAAAAUGUCGCAGACUCCGAGACGAAUUGCACUGGUAACUGGAGCCAACAAGGGCAUUGGUUUCGCCAUUGUGAGGGCGCUGUGCAAGCAGCUGGACAAUGGAAUCGUCUACCUGACUGCCAGGAGUGAGGAGAGGGGGAGGGAGGCUGUGGCCAAACUCAGCCAGGAGGGGCUCCAGCCUAAGUUUCACCAGCUGGACAUUACCGAUCCGGCCAGCGUGACCAAGCUGAGGGAUUUCCUGAAGGAGACGCACGGAGGCUUGGACAUAUUGGUCAACAAUGCUGGAAUGGCCUUUAAGGUGAAUGCUACGGAAUCAUUUGGAGUUCAGGCAUCAGUUUCCAUGGCAACCAACUUCACGGCACUUUUGGAGAUGAACAGGGUCCUCGUUCCACUUAUCCGUCCCCAUGGAAGAAUUGUCAAUGUGGGCAGUUUUACUGGAAGGCUGUAUGCCUUUGAAAAAAUGAGCAAGGAGCUGCAAGGUCGUUUCCAAGGAGUCAAGACGGAACAGGACGUGGAGCAGCUCAUGCAGGAAUUUGUGACAUGUGCCAACGCUGGAGACCACAUGAGCAAAGGCUGGGCAAACUCAGCCUAUGCAACCUCCAAGAUGGGGGUCAUCGCACUUACCCGAGUCCAAGCUGCGGACAUUGCCAAGGACAAGACAAAGGAAGACAUUCUCAUGACCUGUUGCUGUCCAGGCUACGUAAGCACCGACAUGUCCAGCUUCAAGGGAACAAAAACGAUUGACGAGGGCGCCAUCACGCCGGUCUACUGUGCCCUGCUACCGCCAGGCUCCGCAGAAUUCAACGGCAAGAUGUUCAGUGACAAGGAACUGUACGAGUUCUGGUAGAGAACUUGAUUGACUGCUGGUUCCUAAUGAAUCAUGGCCUUAGGACAAAGCUGCCAUCCUUUCGGCGUUUGUUUUGCAGUUGUGGCCAUCAUAGAAAACUUUAAUGCAUUCAUUUGUAGAGCUUUCUCUUCCACAUGCGAUCAGCUUUUUCAAAAAGUGGCACUUUACGUAUAUAUUUUGGUGUAACCUAGAGUAUUUUGCUUCAGGCAAAGUGAGUUUAGCCGACAUGAAAAAGAAAAGAACUUUUUUAAAAUUUUGUCUCUGAGGAAAGCUGUUUACUUGAUAUAGUUUGAUUUAAAUUUUUCGUGUGUUGGAAAAAUAACACGACUGCAAAUAUAUGCCCGGGAAAAAGAUGACUUUCCAUUCUAUCAGAUUACCCUAGAAGGAGGCAGGUUCCAGUUCUGCCCGAUUACCUCAGGAGGUGGUUAUUUCAGAUAAAGAUACCACGAGAAAGCAAUUUGGCAUGAUGCACCGUUCAAACAGUUUACUUUACACAAUGAGUGGGCUUUUGGAAAAUGACAACCUACAGAGAACUCUAAUAGAAUAGCUAUUAAACCACUUUCAAUCAAACUGUUGUACAUUUCUCAAAAUCUUCACCACCAAAAAACAAGUAAACGAAAAGGAAAACAACACAAGGACAUUGAAGUCGAUUUACAAACCAA